AUGCAAUCCACCCAGUGGCUCUGCGAAGCUUGCAACGCUUCAUUCCACCGACCCGAACACUAUCAGCGCCACAUCCGCACUCAUACUAAAGAAAAGCCCUUUGCUUGUGUUGAGUGCGGCCAACGAUUCAGUCGAGUGUCUGCCCUCACUACCUUAGAUUCACUUGCUCGUCAUCACGGCACAAAACAUGAACACAUCGUCCCCAAUGGCAGUACGCAUACCAAUGAGCGACGCCGGGUAGCACAGGCAUGCAAGCAGUGUAAUCUGUCCAAAGUUCGCUGUGACGGACAGAGCCCGUGUCAGAGGUGUCAGAGAAAUGGGGCCGACUGUGUCUACCAGUCGCCCCAGAAGCGCAAUGUCAAUUCUGCUGCUACAACACACUCUUCGAAACCAAAACGGCACCGUGGCACAGCUACAUCUCAGAACUGGGAACCUUCUCUUACAACGGAUCAGCAAGGUGACGGAAGAGCAUCAGCCCAGCUCCCAGAUAACUUUGUCUUACCACCAUCACCAACCAUACAUACAAUGACUCAGCUGCAGCCUAUAUCGCCAACAGUAAAUGCUAGGAGCAUGGAAAACGCGGAGGCGUUCGGAAUUGGCAGCCACCUUACAAGCCAGAUUCCAGCAGCUACGCACGAGAGUACAUCAGCAUUGUUCGCUACGGAUGCGAUGGGAUUCGAAGGUUUCUUGGGAGUUGACAUCGAUGCUAAUGUGCUAUCUAAUAUCCUAGAGCAGACCCCUCCAUCAGAUGGCGAUUUGAAUGAUUUGUGGUUGGCAUCAGCAGAGACGGAGCCCUCGUAUUUUUCACUGAAUACAGCCUCGAGGAUACCUAGGCCAUUCCCGCCCUUGACACCAACUGCAGUUGCCGAAAUCUACCGUCGUAGUCACUCGCUGGAAACCGACGAAGCCAUGGAACCAAGACGGUAUCACCCGACUGCUAUCAAUAUCGAUGCGCAGUUGUCCUUUCCAGAUAUGGAGGGCCUAUCUAUGGAACAAGUGGAUGAAGAGAACUUUGCCCACGUAAACGAUGUGCCUGCUACAGCUGUGGAAGAAGUGCAUCGUGUUGCGCGGAUCAUGGAAAGAACCCCGACCUUUCCACCGUUUACUGAGCUGAGAAUCCCACCCUUGCCGGUGAUCAAUUCUUGGGUGCAGCUGUACUUUGAGCACUUCCAUCCUGUUUUCCCCGUUCUACACAAGCCGUCUUUCUGCACCCCGGGCACGCAUUGGCUCCUUAUCUUUGUCGUGAGUGCCAUCGGUGCUCAAUUCUCCGGGCUCCCACAUGCGCAGACCUGUUCAAGAGCUAUGCACGAGCUGGUGCGACGCCAGUCCGUGCAUCUGUGUGAGAAUCUGAAUGUACAUGCCCGGGAGCUGUGGCUUAUGCGGGUCUUCCUUCUCAACCUACUGGGGCUGCGGUACUCUGGCGAACGAAGGGCCCUAGAACUCGCUGAAGUGUAUCAAGCCCUUCCGGUUACCGUGGCUCGGCGAAGUCAAAUACUUAGAAGCAUUGUAUCUCUCCAAAAGAUCUUUCAGCUAGAGCUUCCAAAUACCCAAAAAUGGCAAAUUUGGACCCUUGAUGAAGAGAGACGACGCACUGGUUACGCUAUUUGGCUAGCAGAUACGUCUUUCUCCACACAUUUCGAUCUAUCCUCUGUAGUAAGGGACGAUGAGAUGCAGAAUACCCUACCCCAGGCAGAAGAGCUCUGGGAAGCCACGACAGCACAGGGCUGGGCUACUUUCUCAACACGCACAAGCCGAAACAAACCCCUUACAUUAGAGCAUAUUACUUCUGAUAGAAAUUGGCCGGCUAUCUGGUCUAAAACUGGCACUCUUGGGAAGCAAGCCAUUAUUCAGCUUCUACUCAAUGCCGUCAGUAACCACCAAAGGUUAUCAGGAUCCCCAUCAUUUGAUUCAAGUGAAGUGAAUGAAGAUUUGAGACGACUAUUGGAGCUCACAGAGAAUGAGGAGGCACUUUGCUCCACCGAGCUCAGAGUCUGCGCGACUCACAGGCUCAUGAUUCUCUAUGCCCUCAUGACCAACAAUAUUCCCAAAGUGUCACUACUACCUACAGUUCUUAAGAUCAAGGGCCGACAUCUAAGCGAGUUUGACUUAGGUAAAUUAGCUGAUGAAUGGGGCGCUGUGUCACAUCAAGGAAGAUCAGCCUUUUUCUACGCCGCACGGGUACUCGAAACCGUGCGAUCCCAUCACUGUACGCACUAUUGUACACCUGUUUUCUUCUUCAGAGCUGUCCUAGUGAUAUGGCUAUACUCUUCACUCUGCACCCCCCAAGGCCACCCUACUCCCGCGACUGAGGCGCCAUCGAUUACCCUCCGUUCGCCGGACUGGGGUGGCUUGGAUGCUGUUGAAUGGAUCAGCACCGGCUGGGGUCGUAUCAAGCUGCCCGGGAUUGGCGAUAUCAUGACUGGUCGAGGCCGCUCCAGAUUUCUAGAUGAGUCCAUUUUGAGCCUCAGAACGCUGAAGUACUGGGGUAUCAGUAGGAUCUACGAGCAAGUUCUGACAAGGCUACAAGCGCCUUGA
Aspergillus welwitschiae is the source of this 2535-nucleotide messenger RNA. Its product is annotated as transcription factor domain-containing protein. The coding region runs from base 1 to 2535 and encodes 844 amino acids. Gene Ontology annotation, molecular function: DNA-binding transcription factor activity, RNA polymerase II-specific; DNA binding; zinc ion binding. Gene Ontology annotation, biological process: DNA-templated transcription; regulation of DNA-templated transcription. The record is from RefSeq and is a predicted model, not a curated record. Lineage: Eukaryota; Fungi; Ascomycota; Eurotiomycetes; Eurotiales; Aspergillaceae. The transcript is spliced from 5 exons.